This is a messenger RNA of Diatraea saccharalis (sugarcane borer), 1194 nucleotides long. The record is from the annotation of a GenBank genome assembly. NCBI's taxonomy places the organism in Eukaryota, Metazoa, Arthropoda, Insecta, Lepidoptera, Crambidae.
GCUUGUUUUAUCAUAUCGAAACCAAAGUGCUACAAAAAAUUUAAUAUGAGUUACAAGAGUAUCUUGACUAAUCCUGCAUUGAAAGAUUAUGAAGCAAUGCAAAAUAAUGAUGAAUUUAACAAUUUCAUGAAACGAGUAGGUGAAGUUUCGAAUCUCGUAAGAGACAUGGCUAGUGGAGAUAAAGAAAAAGCCGAUGCUGCUCAAACAGUGGCCGAACAAUACCUUGAGGGCAAAAUCAUCGCCGACGAUAACAUAGAAAUGAAGAUUAAGGACGAUAGAACUGUAAUUAACCAGAAAGCAUUUCAAUCAUUGGAGAAGAUGGACACGAAUGAAAUCGACAAAGAUGCCUGGAUGGCGGAAGUGAGCAAAGACGCGGAGAAACGAGCCCUCGACCGCAAGAUCCGUCGCGAGAAAGCAGACACCCUAAACACACAGGCUAUCAAAGCAUUCCGCCGCCAGGAAUACGACAAAGCGCUAUCCUGUUACAACCGCGCUAUUGAACAGGUCAAGGACAACCCGAUGUUGUACUGCGAUCGUUCUCUGACCAAUAUCAAACUUGGCAACUAUGAUAAGGUUAUCAACGAUUGUGACUUGGCUAUUCGUCUCAACGAAAAUAGUUUCAAAGCACGCCUCUACAAAACGAAGGCUUACAAAGAAUUAGAAGAAACAGACAAAUAUACGGAAUGCAGAAAGGAGUUAGACGAAAUGUUUGCUCAUCACGAGGAUCUUAUUAAAUACUUCUUGGAUAAAAAACAAAAUAUUUUGGAAGAUGAAGAAGACUAAUUUUAAAGCUACGGAUUAAUGUUAAUAAAAUUGUUCUAUUGCAUUGAUUCGGCACGUUUUUCAUACGAAUUUAUCAUGAAAUUCAUUUACGACGCGGCAUACAUAUCCUUAUAUGUGCCCCAAUUUCGAAAUAACCGUUCGAUUGUGUUGGUUAAUUUCAAAUUAUUAUCAGUUAGUGAAAUAAAAAGGAUUAUUUUAUAGAAUCUUUUAUUACGUUAACCUGCAUCGAAAAUGAUAAUAUCGAUAGAUCAGAUAUGUUCAUAUCUAAAUCCGGUUGGGAAAUUAUGAAUUGAUAGCAGUAUAUCUUUAACGAUAAAAUUAAUUAGAUGUUGCUACGUUUUAAUUUAACCAUCAAUUACAGAAACAUAAUAUGCAGUUUUAAAAUGACUAUAUAUACAACAAUAAGAUAAU